CCCCUAUCCGUUUUCGACCGUGAAAAGUUUGGCUCAAGAAGUCCAACAACUGUUGCUGAAUUUUACUUUAUUGUUGAUUUUUUGACUAGUCAUGGUUGAAAAAUGUUUCAUCUGAAAUUUGGAAAAUAACGGUAGUGCAUGCUGAGAGUCGAAAAGUGAAAAUAAAUAUAAUCCAUACGAGACCGUCGAUGCCAUAUACUCUGGAUCAAAACUGUUUGACUUGCAAAUAGGGUUGUCUCCAGGUGGUUUGUUGCAAUAACGAAUGCCAGUGAAAGUCAGACAAACAUGUUUGGAAACACAACGUGGAAUGAAACUUUCGGUCUACAUAACGAUUCCACGUAUCAUGGGAACGUGACAAACAUUGAAAUAAUGGUAUCGAUGAUGGUGCCGGUGUUCUUCGGUUUGAUAGGUCUCGCUGGAUUAAUAGGAAACGGCCUGGUUGUAUUAGUUGUUGCUGCUAAUCCCAACAUGCGAUCUACUACAAACUUGCUUAUCAUAAAUUUGGCGGCUGCGGACUUGUUGUUUGUGAUAUUUUGUGUUCCAUUUACCGCGACUGAUUAUAUCCUACCGGAAUGGCCUUUUGGAUUGAUUUGGUGCAAAUUUGUACAAUAUAUGAUAGUAGUGACUGCCCAUGCCAGUGCGUACACCUUAGUUUUAAUGUCCUUGGAUCGUUUUUUGGCAGUGGUGCAUCCAAUUACCAGUAUGUCGAUUAGAACAGAAAAGAAUGCUGUGAUAGCAAUAACCGUGGCAUGGUUCGUCAUAGUGACCACGGCCAUUCCAGUGGCCAUAUCACAUGGAGUUCUGCAUUAUCCCAGCAGGGGUGGCGAUUAUACGGCGUGUCUCUUUCUUCACACAGAAGGAUACAGUUUGAUUGCAUUUCAUGUAUCGUUUUUCCUGUCAUCAUACGUCGUCCCACUCACGCUGAUAUCGAUGCUGUAUAUUGGGAUGCUGGCCCGGCUAUGGAAAGGUGCACCAGGAGGUCGAGUCUCGGCUGAAUCUAGGCGAGGAAAAAAACGAGUCACGAGAAUGGUAGUAGUCGUGGUUUUAGCGUUUGCGAUAUGUUGGUGCCCUAUUCAGGUCAUUCUGAUGCUAAAGGCCUUUGAGGUGUAUGAAGUCACACACGCUAGCAUCAUCAUCCAAAUCGUGGCGCACGUACUGGCGUACACCAACUCGUGCAUCAAUCCCGUGUUGUACGCUUUCCUAUCGGAUAAUUUCCGGAAAGCAUUCCGCAAGGUGGUAUGGUGUGGAAAGCCUCCCUCGCUCAUGCCACAGGGCGGUCCUCAGACGAAAACCACCCGUACUGGUAAUGGGACAUCUAAUGCGGAUGUUUUGUGAGUGGAAGUUGGUGAUAGCAAACUUGUUGAAAAGUACAUCGAAAUUACUAGUGUGUAGGAUAACCACUUGCCUGGGCCUGAUGCAUUGUAAAUAGCUAGCAUAAAUCAUCCAAACAGUAGAUUAGAUAUAUGUGACUACCACAACAAGUUGGCUUUCGAUUGGAAGCACAAAGUGUGCUACCAUCACAGUAUCAAUAAGGGAUUUCUCAGAAUCUUGCUAUGUGUACGACUAGCAAACAGAAAACCAUGAAGGAUAGAUUGUUCACCCGAAGCUUCAUAGUAAAAGUGAUUGAACUUGACAAAUCAUUCAAACAAACUGAUGUAUAUACGUCUACAUUGUGCUCAAAAAUCCUGGAACAAUCCUACGGUCAUAUUGAAUUUCCUUUCUGUUGAUUACAAUCACCACCGUCCGUUCAGGUUUGUAUCAUAUGAUAUGAUUCAUAUUAUCUAUCUAACAGUAAGCUGACACGUGCCCUUCUACGGUCGUACAGUAAAAAUAACCACACCGGUGAAGAAGUGUUUCAUAUACGGGUUCAAAACAUUGUCCUUCUGAUAAAGGUACCAUACAACUGAAGAACAAACAGGCUUUGAUUGUUUUCAACCCAUA
Molecule: messenger RNA, 1941 nt
Organism: Ochlerotatus camptorhynchus
Lineage: Eukaryota; Metazoa; Arthropoda; Insecta; Diptera; Culicidae
Gene: AstA-R1
Product: allatostatin A receptor 1
Exons: 9
Coding region: 286-1335 (349 amino acids)
Biological process (GO): G protein-coupled receptor signaling pathway
Cellular component (GO): plasma membrane
Molecular function (GO): G protein-coupled receptor activity
Source: RefSeq, a predicted model, not a curated record